AUAUAUAUAUUAGCAGACUCUACAAGAUCGAAAAAGACACAUCAGGUAGAUUCAACCCAAUCACCAUGCUUGCCAAAACUUUCUUCCUUUGGACUGUACUUCCGUUGGCCAUCUAUUCCGUAUUCAACCAUCUUUUUUACACUUGGCUCCCAAAUAAUUAUGUAUUUGAUAAAGAUGUAUUAGCUGGUCUUGCUAGAGAAACUAUUGCCAAUCACCCAGACGGAAAUGCCACUGCCAUCAUGUUGGAACUUGCUCCUAAGCUCAAGGCUCAAUAUGGUGACAUUGUCAACGAUUUAAACUUCGACGAUUGGGUCUACAAUAACGCUGGUGGUGCUAUGGGUACCAUGUUCAUCUUGCAUGCUUCAAUCUCUGAAUAUUUGAUUUUCUUUGGUACUGCAAUUGGUACUGAGGGUCAUACAGGAAUUCAUUUCGCAGAUGAUUAUUUCACCAUUUUAACUGGUGAACAAAAAGCUGCAUUCCCUGGUGCUCUUACCCCAGAAGUUUACUUACCAGGUGAUGUUCAUCACUUGGUCAAGGGUACCGCUAAGCAAUACUCCAUGCCUAGUGGUGCAUUUGCCAUGGAGCUUGCCCAAGGUUGGAUUCCUGCCAUGUUGCCAUUUGGCUUCUUGGACACCUUGAGUUCCACCCUUGAUUUCUAUGCCUUCGGUAGAACCGUCUACUUCACCGCCUUAGACAUGGGAAGAAACUUACUCUUGGGGAAGUUUUAAGUAGACUCACU
This is a messenger RNA of [Candida] anglica, 739 nucleotides long. Lineage: Eukaryota; Fungi; Ascomycota; Pichiomycetes; Serinales; Debaryomycetaceae. The record is from the annotation of a GenBank genome assembly.